Messenger RNA from Aureobasidium vineae, 594 nucleotides. NCBI's taxonomy places the organism in Eukaryota, Fungi, Ascomycota, Dothideomycetes, Dothideales, Saccotheciaceae. The record is from the annotation of a GenBank genome assembly.
AUGCCUCAACAAGAAGAAGGUGUUAUGAGAAGGAAGCUUGUCAUCAUCGGCGAUGGUGCUUGCGGAAAGACUAGUUUGUUGAGUGUGUUCACUCUUGGUUACUUUCCAACUGUCCCAACCGUAUUCGAAAACUAUGUGACCGACUGUCGUGUAGACGGCAAGUCCGUGCAACUAGCGCUCUGGGAUACCGCUGGACAAGAGGACUAUGAACGUCUGCGACCAUUGGCUUACUCACAGGCCCACGUUAUCCUGAUAGGGUUCUCUGUCGAUACACCAGACUCUCUCGAAAACGUCAAGCACAAGUGGGCCGACGAAGCUACGGAGCGAUGCCCUGGAGUUCCCAUCAUCCUGGUCGGACUAAAGAAGGAUCUCCGUGACGACCCCGUGGCUCAGGAGGAAAUGCGCAAAAGAAGUCAAAAGUUCAUCACCACCAAGGCCGGCGAGGACAUGAAGGAACUCAUCGGAGCACGGAAGUAUCUGGAAUGCAGCAGUCUGACAGGCGACGGCGUCGAUGAUGUGUUCGAGGCCGCAACCCGAGCUGCUCUACUUGCGGUUGACAANAAGGAUCGCGCAGGCUGCUGUGUCAUUCUCUAG